AUGGCUCAACGACGGCCGUUGCCAGUAUUCCUUCGUGCAUACAAGGGUCCCAGAAGCUAUGUACGGCCGCUGCCUCAUCAUACCGUGCCAGGCCGUCAAGGAAGCCGCUUUACCAGCACACAAACCUCAGCCAUCAACAUGGGAACGAGGAUGUCUCCGGGCACAGCGCUGGUAGGCCAAUCCGGUAAAUGCUACGUUAUUCAACAGAUACUGCAAGAGAAGGAAAACUAUCCUUUGCGCGUUUACCUUGCUCAAUCCGAAAGCGAGAAAUUUGUGCUCAAAAACGUUGCUGAUUUCGAGUACCUACGAGAGAUCUAUCGAAGGGUCGAUGGGGAUCCUUACCUGAGGCUUCCACAGGACUCGAUGGUCGGGCACUCGAUGUUUGUGUACAAGUACUUGACGACCGAUUUUUUGAAACUGCCUUGUCAACUCGAGCUGCCGCUGGAAACGACGAAGAGGGUUUUCAGAGACGCCUUGCAGGGCCUUGCUGUGUUGCAUGCGAAUGAUAUCGUGCAUAACGGUAAUAUCAAGGCAAACAACAUCCUAGUUGAUCAAGAAGAUGGUAAGAUAACGGACGUACGGCUAGGUGAUAUUGAAGAUGCCGCAAUCGUACCUGAAGGCAGUGAGAUUGCAGGAAGACAGCUAGGAAACUGGAUGUGGCGGAGUCCAGAAUCGCACGCAGAAGGACCCUUAAACUCGCCUUCUGACGUCUUCUCCUUUGCAAUCGUGUGCAUCUACGCCGUUCACAAGAAAGUUAUCUUCGCAGUUGAUGAGAGCGAGCUAGGUGAGGGAGAAGAAAAACUGGCCCGUGUGAUUGAGCGACAGAUCUCGUUUUUCGCGGAUCAGGAUAGCAUCCAGGAAUUCCUGCAUCAUAUUAGCGAAAGUCCCUGGGCCGAGAUCUUCAGGGUUAUUCGGGAUGGAUUCAACAAGGAGAAUCCUCGGAGACCAUUUGCGUUGUGGAAGGGCGUUGAUCCGGUGUUCAAGGAUCUGGUCCUUCGAAUGACGCAUUUCAAUCCGGAUAAGAGGAUCACGGCACGGGAGGCACUAGCGCACGAGUGGUUUAAGGGUAUAUAG
Messenger RNA from Microsporum canis CBS 113480, 1074 nucleotides. RefSeq lists its product as hypothetical. The record is from RefSeq and is a predicted model, not a curated record. Gene Ontology annotation, biological process: protein phosphorylation. The coding region runs from base 1 to 1074 and encodes 357 amino acids. Lineage: Eukaryota; Fungi; Ascomycota; Eurotiomycetes; Onygenales; Arthrodermataceae. Gene Ontology annotation, molecular function: protein serine/threonine kinase activity; ATP binding. The transcript has 4 exons. Gene Ontology annotation, cellular component: cytoplasm.